UGUUACCAAACAAAAGGAUGGGCGCGUCGUGUAGCCGUCGGCUCGGCGCUCUACUGCACAUCGGAGGUCGUGGCCGUAUCUCCCCUCCUCCGCCCACCGCAACCGACCAAGAAAUCUCCACUGGUCGGACCAACAAUACCAACCGCACAGCAAGGAGUGCCAUAGCGUCGCCCUCCGCACUGCAACGCCCUCUGCUGGACGAAUAUGAGCUCCAGCACAUUGUGGGGAGGGGCCAAACGGCCGUGGUGUGGCGUGCCCGGCAUUAUGAGUCGGGGGAGGAGAGGGCUGUCAAGCAGAUACCCAAGAAGAAAGGCACCAGCGAGAAGCUGACGGCUUACUGGGAGCGGGAGGUCGCCGCUCUGGAGCGGUUCUCAGGCGUGGACCACGAGAAUGUGAUCUCGAUGCAUGAGAAGUUUGAGGACAGUGACUUCUAUUACAUUGUAAGGGAGCGGCGAGGGGCCCUUUGGCUUAUGGGUUUAUGUGUUUAUCUUCCGUUUUGCAGGUGUUGGAUCUGUGUCUCGGUGGUGAGCUAUACUACCCGGUCCGGCAGCAGCAGUUCAGCGAGAGGAGAGCGGCAAAGAUUAUGUUCCAAGUGUUUCAGGCGAGAAGUGCCACGAGCAUGACAUCAUACACAACGGUGGGCCGAAUACGAGACGCAGACCUUUGGCCCUCUCAGAUACAGCCCUGCGAGGGUGGUUCUACAGACAUCAAAGCCGAGAACUUCCUCUUCGAGACUCCUUUGCCCGAAUCACCCGUCAAGCUGAUGUAAGCGCCCUCAUUCCAUUCCUCUCUCCCGUGUGCACAUUCCUGUCCUGUCUCAUAUGCAGCGACUUCGGCUUGUCCGUCAUCGACACAUCCCCUUCCCGCGCGGCUGUCAAGCAAGAGGGCGGCUCCUCCCGAGCCCCCACCCCUUCUCUGCCCACGGCAGCCAACACAUCGGUGGUGCCGCAGCCUGACGAAUCUCGCUCACAGACGCCAGCAGACAUGCGCCAUCCCCCAGCGUAUGCCUGCAGACUGCAUCAAGCCGGCGAGGAGAUACCAAUGGGCGACAAUGCGCAUUAUAUCGCGCCUGAGGUGUUGAAGGGCAUCGUCCGGAAGGAAUCGGAUAUCUGGAGUGCCGGGGUGAGUUGGUUGCUGGGUGGAAAAAGCGCGUGGUUCAUCUAAUUCCCGUGUGGAAAGAGCAGGUGUUGAUGUGGUUCUUGCUGAGUGGAAGCUACCCGUUUGAUGGCCCUUCCGCCUCGUCUAUACGUGAGGCCAUCGCCAAAGGUACAGGAGCCCGCAAUGCAGCUCCUGCGGAUGCCGUCUGUAUGUCUCGCGUGUGUGUCUCUCGUACGUGCCUGCCAGAGAAGUACGCCUUUGGCAGUGAAUGGAAGGACGUCAGCGACACGGUGAGACACACAGCAGAAGAUGCGCAAGGCCUGAGUUGACUUGGCCUCGUCUCUGUCACUCCACAGGCGAAAGACUUCAUCCGAGCGUUGCUGGAGGUGGGUGCUGGCCAUCAUUUCACCCCCUGUGCAUUCUGUAUGUGUCUCGUGCUGCACUGCCCUUGUCCAUCCAGCCUUGGUACGAGUGGCGUCCCUCCGCUAGCGACGCACUGCAGCACAAGUAACCAGAAUGUACCAACCAGAACAUGCACACGUGUCUCUCCCUUCGGUUGCAUUGCAGGUGGUUCAUCCAGUGGCACUGCGUCAAGCAGCCCAUCAUGUCCGAUGGCCCCUCACCCAGCGCCACACCAAACACGUCGAGACGGCCCCUCUUCGGCAUCAUCGCCAGGGCCCAUCGAUGCGUGUGCCGUCCGACAAGAGAAAGAGGCAGCAGCGGUCUGCCCUGGGGGACGGCACACAGCAGGGUGAGGGCGGCCGGGAGAGCGCCCGAGGUUCAGCCAAGAGCAUCCAGACGCUGAGGCCCAGCCAGAUAACGUCGCUGUAUGUUGGGAAGAUGACCGCUUCCAUGGCCAACAGCAUCGUCGGCAGACACAUGCCCGUGCCGGCCGCCGAGAGCAGCACGAGUCCGAGUGGUACGUCUGAGGACUUGCGUGUGUUCUUCGACUCGUCGCUGCCGCACCUGUCGUCCCCGCCCAUUUCCACUCCCGUCUGCGGCAGCCACAGACCAUCAGUCGUGGACGACAAAAGGGGGGCCUGGCCUGACAUUUGACCAUGGCAUGCCUGCCUGCUCACGUGUAUAGUGCUGGUGCAGCGUGGGUGACGAGCCUGUGUGGACGUGUGUG
Vitrella brassicaformis is the source of this 2227-nucleotide messenger RNA. NCBI's taxonomy places the organism in Eukaryota, Vitrellaceae. The record is from the annotation of a GenBank genome assembly.